ACACAAAGUAUCAAUUUCCAUUCUCCACCUCUUCCCUAUCAAAAAAUAUCUCAAUGAAAAUAUUUUUCCUAUCUCCAUUUUUUUCGUCUUCGCCUAUUUUUUGCAUCUUCCCUGUAAAUCCAAUCCCAACUUUCUAGGGUUUAUCUGAACCCAUAAAAAUGUCUAUUUUUCUGUCUCCUCUCGGACCCAAACCCUAUUUCCACCCCUACCCAUCUCAUGUUCGGACCAUUCAAACUCCAAUCUUCCAACGAACCCAUUUCCGGCACCAAAAAUACCCACUUCCUCGAACAUCACUUCUUGUAGUUGCUAAAUUUGGGUUCUUAAAUUCGGGUCAACUACCGGACCCAGAAGUAUUUGAGGGUCCAAUUAAAGACUUGUUUGGCAGAACUGAAGGAUUUCUCUACACCAUUGCUGAUGCUGCUGUUUCUAAUACUGAUGUUAUUGAUGCGUCCACUACUACAACUAAACAGAAUGGUGAUUGGCUUUCUGGGAUUACGGCGACCAUGGAAACUGUUCUUAAAGUAUUGAAGGAUGGAUUAUCUACCUUACAUGUGCCUUAUUCUUAUGGGUUUGCCAUCAUUUUGCUUACUGUGCUUGUUAAGGCGGCCACAUUUCCGUUGUCCAAGAAGCAGGUGGAAUCUACUAUGGCCAUGCGAUCUUUGCAGCCUCAAAUAAAGGCUAUCCAGCAGCGAUAUGCUGGAAAUCAGGAAAAAAUUCAACUUGAGACAGCUCGGCUGUAUAAAAUUGCUGGCAUAAACCCAUUUGCAGGAUGUCUGCCAACGUUGGCAACAAUACCAGUGUGGAUAGGUCUCUAUAGAGCCCUUUCCAAUGUUGCUAAUGAGGGACUUCUGACAGAGGGUUUCUUCUGGAUACCCUCCCUUGCUGGUCCUACAACUAUUGCUUCCCGGCAAAAUGGAAGUGGCAUUUCUUGGCUUUUCCCUUUCAUUGAUGGACAUCCACCACUUGGGUGGUCAGAUACAGCAGCUUAUCUUGUUCUACCACUUUUAUUAGUUAUUUCACAGUAUAUAUCAGUCCAGAUUAUGCAAUCAUCUCAGCCGAAUGAUCCAAACAUGAAAAGUUCUCAAGCACUGACAAAGUUUCUUCCAUUGAUGAUUGGUUAUUUUGCGCUUUCCGUACCUUCUGGUCUAAGCCUUUACUGGUUCACCAAUAAUAUCUUGAGCACACUUCAGCAAGUAUAUCUUCAGAAGAUGGGAGGUGCAAACAAUGCGUUAGUGCAGCUUAAUGAAGAAAUUUUCAAAGAAGACCGGUCAUCGCCUGCCGAAUUUGUUUCUAAAUCAACAUCAACGCAAACCGAGGAAAAAUCACCUUUCUCAGUCACAAAAUCAACCCAAAAGGAGGAAAUAUCACCUUUCACAGGGCUACGGCCGGGAGAAAAGUUUAAGCAACUAAAAGAGGAAGAAGCUAGAAGAAAACGCCUAAGGGAAGAAGAGAGGAUGAAAAAGGAUGCAGCUGCAGCAAAUGCUGUAUCUAAGACGGAUGCACAUGAUAAGCAACAGAACUCAGUUGUAGCAGAAAAUGGUCAUGUUUCUAACGAGGAAGCUUCUAUAAACGGGAACGGCUCUUCCAAGGAUUAUCAAGAUACACCUGAACCUACAAGUGAAAAUGGUAGACUUAUCAAUGGCACUGAUGAUGAAGAUUUGGAAAAUGUAAACCAGAAAGCUGUUGAGGUUCAUAGUAAAUUAGGGCUGGACCGAAAUUCUGAAGAGGAGACAUCUGUCAGUUCUUAAUCUGUGAGCAAUACAAGUUUACGCAUCAUAGCAGCAGAAGUUCAUUUCAGUUGGCCAACUAAAUCAUGAUUGUGGAAUCGUCUAUACCCAACCUCAAUGAAAGAUUGAUAUCUCCUCCGCUAAACCCGAUGUAUGCAAAUAACAAGGUAUGUUACUAUAUUUGCUGUACGCUAUUCGAUCUUUUGCAAUAUAGACCUGAGAAAUACAGCCAGAAGUUAAAUUGGCUUCCCCCCACUACAACUCGGCUUGUAUAUUGUAGUCCUGAUGAGGAGAGCGAUAGUGACAGAGAGAGAGAGAGAGUACUUUUGAGUUUGAUUCAUGAUUCGGAUUUUGUAAUGUCUGAUUCCGAUCAAUUGGCCAACUCUAUUGACGUUUGUUAGACUUAGAAGUUAUGAUAUUGCAUAGGCGGGGGUACAUCAUAAACAUAUACAAAAAUUGUAAAUGAGUUGAAAAUUUCUCAAUGUCAGACGAAUCCGUUUCCUUGAA
Molecule: messenger RNA, 2234 nt
Organism: Amaranthus tricolor (Joseph's coat)
Lineage: Eukaryota; Viridiplantae; Streptophyta; Magnoliopsida; Caryophyllales; Amaranthaceae
Product: ALBINO3-like protein 1, chloroplastic
Exons: 11
Coding region: 159-1748 (529 amino acids)
Biological process (GO): protein localization to chloroplast; thylakoid membrane organization; protein insertion into membrane
Cellular component (GO): chloroplast thylakoid membrane
Molecular function (GO): membrane insertase activity
Source: RefSeq, a predicted model, not a curated record